AUGUUUUCUGACUGGCUGGAGCUCCAGCUGGACUAUGCUGGCGGUUUGUGGAAGGACGAGCAGGAGGAGACGCUUCGAAAGGCAGAUCACAGCUCCGGAAGUGACAGUGACGCCUCAGGGGCGGAGGGUGCAGAGGAAGCUCCCAAAGUGGCUCCGACACGAUCCGAGAAGGAACCGGAGCAGGAGCUGCGAAGAAGAAGCCUUUUGUCCUGGCGCCGGCCCGAGCAGGCGGUGUCCACGGAGGUGGACGAGCGGGCGGGGUGCUACAUCAGCGGGCGCCUGCUGCGAGUGAAGGGCUGGGCCCUGCGCAAGGGCGCGCGCUUGGAGCAGCGGAGUGCGGAGGUAAAGGAUGGCGAGGAUGGGGAGGUGGAGUUUGUUUGGGCGGAGGAUGGAAGCUCCAGGAGUGUCAAGCUUCGGGGGAGCGCUGUCGAACGCUUCAAGCUGGAAGCCGGGGAGGAGCUCUUCGGGUUGCGGGUGCUGCCGCUGCAGGGGGAGGUGCUCGACCUGGCCACCGCCACCAGCGUGGAGCGGGAGCUUUGGGUGGAGGCACUGGGCCGCGCGGCAGCCCAGCGGCCGUUUGUUGGAAGCGACGCUUCCGAUGCGGCGGGGCGCCUGCGGGUGACGCUGGCAGAGGGCGCACUGGAGAGCCGGCGGGCGCCCGCAGGGCUGUUCUGCGUGGUGUCAUGCCAGGACAUGUCCUCCAGGACGGUGGUGAAGAAGCCCACGAAGGUGCCCGGGGCCGGGCACAUGGUCGCCUUCGGGGAGGCCUUUGACUUCCCCAUCCUGGACGACGACCCAGACGCGCUGAUCCGGCUGGAACUCUUCACCGAUGGCCGGCGCUCCGGUGCCGGCGUGGCUGGGGGGACCUGCGCUGGGCGCGUGGAGGUGCCGCUGGGCUGCGUGGGGCGGAACCGGUGUCGGGAGCUGCGCCUGCCGCUGCGAGACCUGGCGCGCCCCAGGGAGAACAGCGAGGUUGGCUUUUUGAAGGCGUGGUGCCGCUUCGACCAGAGCUACGGCGCGCUGCUCCUGCCGCGGCCGCCUCGGCCAGCGAAGCCGGUGCUGGACGUGGGGGGGAAGGGCAUCCGCGAGCAGUUCAAGGAGCUGGAAGCUUUCAUGCAGGAGUUCGAGGUGUUUUCCAGCCGCUUCAUCUACCACUGCGAAGUCUCCAGGAGCCUCUCCCUGGAGUACAAGCGCAUCGUGCAGUGGGACGCGCCCCUGGUCACAGUGCUGUGCCUGGUGGGAUUGACGUUGCUUUUGGGUCUUUUCCACGAGUACAUGCUGCCGGUUGCGGUGCUGGUGCUGCUGGCGGUGAUGCUCUGGCACCGAUCGAUCGCCUUCGAGGAGGAGCCAAAGGAGAGGCAGCCCCGCAGAAGUCGGCUGUCGGCAGUCUUCAAGAGACCCACCGAGCCCGGGGAGAGCACUGCGGAGGUGAAGGAGAGAUACGAGAACGAGCGGCGGCUUCUUUUGGGGAGGUUCACCAGCCGGCGCCUGCGGCUUUGGGAUCCCCCGCCCUGGAGCGACAAGGAGGGCCGGCGUGCGGAGCCUCCCACGCCCUACGAGGAUGGCGUGCAAUACUCCUGGCGUGUGGAGGCGCGAUUGGACCAUGGACAGGGUGAUACUUUGGGCAUUGCGGCAUCCGCCAUGGCGCGAUCGAUUGCGCGGGACAGCCGUCGCCUGCGCGCUGGCGUGCUACUGGCCGUGAUGCUGGGCAUUCUCUUGAAGGAUCUCUGGAUCUGCUCCUUCGUGCUGCUGCCGCCGGCUCUGCGCGGCAGUGCCCGACCCCCAAGGGAUGUGGCAGUGCACUUUGGGCCCAGCCCCAAGACGGUGGCGCAGGGGCAGGAGGAGCAGGGUCAGGAGGGGUGGGAGCUGGUGGUGUUGCUGUGCGCGCUGGGCAUCAUGAUCAGCUACGCGGACCGCUCGAACAUCUCCAUUGCCAUCAUAGGCAUGGCCAAGGACUUCGAGUGGGACAAAGCCUUUGAGGGCACAGUGCUCUCCGCCUUCUUCGGAGGCUAUGCAGCCACCCAGCUGCUGGGCGGUCAGCUUGCGGAUGCCCUGGGCGCUAAGGGGGUUCUGGCAGCAGGGCUGGCGGUGUGGUCCUUGGCCACCGCCGCCACGCCCUGGGCCGCCGCCCUGGGCGCCACGCCGCUGCUGGCGGUGCGCCUGGCGCUGGGUCUCGGGGAAGGGGUCGCGUUCCCGGCAGUUCACAGCGCCAUCGCGCGCCUGGUGCCGCGGAGCCAGCAAUCCUCCGCGGUGGCGCUGGUCACAGCCGCCUCCUACGCGGGCGCUGGGCUUGCUUUCCUGCUUGUGCCCGGCAUCAUCGAGCAGUACGGCUGGCAGGUCUCCUUCCUCGGCUUCGGCGGCCUGGCGCUGCUCUGGCUGCCGCCGUGGCUGGCCACGGACUUCGGCGCCAGGUCAAGCUCCUUGGACCUCUCUGUGGAAAACUUGCAGACGAGCUUCAGUGCUACCGUCAAGGAGCUGCUGCCGUUGGUGACGACGAGGGAGGUGCUGGCGAUUUGUGUGGCACAGUACACCAAUGGCUUCGGGCUCUACGGUCUGCUCAGCUGGUUGCCCACCUUCUUCUCGGAGCAGUACGGCAGCUCUCUGUCCGACUUGCCAUUCCUCACGACCGUGCCAUACUUGCUGCAGGCCGGCGUGGGGCUGGCCGUGGGCGGCUACGCGGACCGGCAGCUGGCCGCCGGAGCGCCUGUGGGUCAACUGCGGAAGACCCUGCAAGCGGUGGGGAUGUUGGUGCCCGCGGUGGCGCUGCUGGUGGCCGCCUCACCGGUCGCGGCCAACUCCGCGACGGUGGGGGGGCUGCUGGUGGAUGUGGGCCUCGCCGCCAACGCGCUCACUCUGGGCGCGGUCAGCGUGAACCACCUGGACGUGGCGCCACGGCACGCGGGCGCGAUCUUCGGCCUGGGCAAUACCUUCGCGACGCUGGCGGGAUUGGUGUCCACGCCGCUGACAGGAGCCAUUCUGGACAAAACCGGCUCUUGGGAACUGGUCUUUGCCGUAAUCACGCUCCACUACGCUGCUUUGGUGAAUAACAGCUCUGAGAGCGCAAAAGAAUGCGACAUGCCGCAGCAGACGCCAGAGACGGUCAACGGCCUCACCGACGCGGAGGGCUGGCGCUAUGCCCGGCACUUCGGCCGCGAGGCGCCCUGGAGGAAUACCUUCCAGCCCCAGAUGUUUGUGCGUCGAAGGUGCUAUGUGGGUCGUCCCCUCAACGAGGGCAAGCCCUCCAAGGAGCCUGCCAGCUUCUCAGGCGCCGAGGAGCCCCCGCGCCAGGCGUCUGCAUCCAGGACGCCCAGGCCCUCGCUUUCGCCGGAUGCCGUACGCCGGGAGCCCAGAAGGAAAGGGCUUGGAGUUCGGCCUUGCGCGCACUCCUUUCCACGACAUGUACCAGCAGUACCUGCUGCGCUUUGCUUUUCUGCAGCGGCAGAUGGAGUAUUGGAUGGACUGGUACGAGCGCAGGAAGAACCUGUUGCUGGGAGCGACGCGCCCGACGCAGAACUUCGCGCUGCUCUUUGUGCUUUUGCUGCUGCUGGCCUCUUGGCUGCUUCCCACCCGCUAUCUUUGCCUAGCGUUUAUCUACGCCAUCUUUUGGGAUGGCCUUGGAGUCGGUCGCCUCAUGCGUGA
Molecule: messenger RNA, 3639 nt
Organism: Effrenium voratum
Lineage: Eukaryota; Dinophyceae; Suessiales; Symbiodiniaceae
Source: the annotation of a GenBank genome assembly